AUGGGUUUACUCACUAUCAUCAGAAAAAACAAAGCGAAAUCCAAAGAAAUGAGAUUUUUGUUCUUAGGCUUGGAUAAUGCUGGUAAAACGACUAUAUUGAAGAAAUUGAACGAAGAGGAUAUUCAAGAUGUUUCCCCAACGUUAGGAUUCAAUAUAAAGACUUUGAUAAGAGAUGGGUACACUUUGAAUAUAUGGGAUGUCGGGGGUCAGAAGACACUACGACCAUAUUGGCGAAAUUACUUUGAAUCUACCGACGCAGUAGUCUGGGUGGUGGAUUCAUGUGAUCGGAUGAGAAUUCGGGAUUGUGGAGAAGAACUGAGAGGUUUGUUGAAAGAAGAACGAUUGGCAGGAGCCACUUUAUUGAUAUUUGCCAAUAAACAAGAUCUCGUAGGAUCGUUAUCUUUGGAAGAAAUAAGAGAUGGUCUCGACUUACAUUCGAUAAAAUCUCAUCAAUGGUCUAUCCGACCUUGUUCCGCCCACACGGGAAUGGGACUUGAAGAAGGUAUACAAUGGGUGGUUAAGCAAGUAGCUGGGAGAUUGUAUUGGUCCGGACUUAAUUCACCUCGGUCGAUUGUGGAAACUCCGACGACCGAAAUCAUCACCACUUAG
Molecule: messenger RNA, 609 nt
Organism: Tremella mesenterica DSM 1558
Lineage: Eukaryota; Fungi; Basidiomycota; Tremellomycetes; Tremellales; Tremellaceae
Exons: 7
Coding region: 1-609 (202 amino acids)
Biological process (GO): protein folding
Cellular component (GO): cytoplasm; microtubule cytoskeleton
Molecular function (GO): GTP binding; GTPase activity
Source: RefSeq, a predicted model, not a curated record